GAUCACAAACAUGUGUGACAAAAGCUUUUGAUUUUAAUUUUGGUGAUUCCUUCCCUUAAAAACAGUAACACCCCCAACCCCCACACCUCCAAAAUCUUUUCUUCAUCUUCCCAAGAAAUUCUAAGAAUCUUUCUUUUCCAUUAAACCCCCCCCCCCCUUAAAUACCCACCAAUUAUAGUGCUUUUUCGUUGCACUUUGAUUCUUCUUAUUCUUCUUUCUUUUGUGUUCUGCUAACAUCUCUUAUCAUUAUUGAACAAGAAUGGAUUUUUAUUCUUCUUCUUCAAGGGGAAUGGGGGAUCCUGCUUGUCCUGCUGGUGAACCCCACGUUUUAGCUGUGGAUGACAACCUUGUUGAUCGAAAACUUCUUGAGAAAUUACUCAAGAAAUCCUCUUGCAAAGUGACUACUGCCGAAAAUGGUUUUAGGGCCUUGGAGUACUUGGGCUUGGGAGCUAAUCAGGAACACUUUACAAAUAGCAAUGGUUCAAAGGUAAAUAUGAUAAUAACAGAUUAUUGCAUGCCAGGAAUGACUGGUUAUGAACUGCUUAAGAAAAUCAAGGAAUCAUCGAUCUUGAAGGAUGUACCAGUUUUUAUUAUGUCAUCUGAGAACAUUCCAACUCGAAUUGAUCAAUGCAUGGAAGAAGGGGCUGAGAUGUUCAUGCUGAAGCCUCUCAAACACUCUGAUGUCAAGAGAUUACAAUGUCAACUCAUGCAAUGCCAAUGACAAAUUGAAGAAAAAGUUGUGAAGUAUUUGGCAUAAGAGGAAUGACUAUGAGAAUUCUCAGACUGAUCAUGUUUCACUAUAAUAUAUUAACCUGUUGGAAUUUGGAAAUUCCUGCUUUCAUUAUAAGGCACAAAUCAUUUGUAAGUUGGUUAAAUUAAAGACUAAAGCAUCAAGGGAGGCAUGUUUUCCCAUUGGCUACCUUACUAAGUAUGUAACAUAACUGAAA
Capsicum annuum is the source of this 947-nucleotide messenger RNA. Its product is annotated as two-component response regulator ARR17-like. Lineage: Eukaryota; Viridiplantae; Streptophyta; Magnoliopsida; Solanales; Solanaceae. The coding region runs from base 260 to 721 and encodes 153 amino acids. Gene Ontology annotation, biological process: phosphorelay signal transduction system; cytokinin-activated signaling pathway. The record is from RefSeq and is a predicted model, not a curated record. The transcript is spliced from 5 exons.